Molecule: messenger RNA, 891 nt
Organism: Camellia sinensis
Lineage: Eukaryota; Viridiplantae; Streptophyta; Magnoliopsida; Ericales; Theaceae
Product: protein ILITYHIA
Biological process (GO): regulation of translation; cellular response to amino acid starvation
Cellular component (GO): cytosol
Molecular function (GO): protein kinase regulator activity
Source: RefSeq, a predicted model, not a curated record
CACAAUCAUUUCUUUUCUUUUCUUUUAUUACUUAAGUAAUCCUUUCUUUUAUUUUCUCUCUUAGGUUCCCAAAUAGUGUUAGAUCUAACAUAAGUGGGAAAUGGUCCUAUGUUUGCUUGAUGGGUAAUUGUCUUUGCCUCUCUGUUUUUCAGUUUGGUUUGUGCUGAUACAUGUGUGGUUUGUCAUGAAUUUCUGCUGCCAGUUACACCUUCUGCUCACCAACUGUUUGAUGCAAUGCCUAAAUGAAAAAUUCGCAGCAGACCAAUUGCAACAUGCUGAAAUGCCUUUGAUCUGGAUAAUAGGUGAUCGGUUCCCUUGGUAGGUGAAGAGUGCAAUUUUGUCAACUUUGACCAUCAUGAUACAGAAGGGUGGUAUGGCCCUGAAACCUUUUCUUCCACAGCUUCAAACAACAUUUAUCAAGUGUUUGCAGGAUAAUACAAGGUCUGUUCGCUCAAGUGCUGCCCUUGCACUUGGGAAGCUUAGUGCACUCAGUACUAGGGUUGACCCUUUAGUCGGUGAUCUUAUCACGAGUUUGCAGGUAUCGGAUGGUGGGGUCCGCGAGGCCAUUUUGACUGCUUUAAAGGGUGUACUCAAGCAUGCUGGUAAAAGUGUGAGCAGUACCGUUAGAACUCGUGUCUACACUCUUCUCAAGGACUUAAUAUAUCAUGAUGAUGACCAAAUUCGAGCUUCUGCUUCAAGUAUAUUGGGCAUCAUUUUACAGUACAUGGAAGAUGGUCAAAUCUCUGAGCAACUUGAGGAACUCUUAAGUUUAGUCUCUUCUAGCUGGUUUGCUAUGCAAGGUUCAGCACUUGCAACCUCUUCCAUGCUCAGGCAUAAUUCCUUCAAUAAGUUGUGCACCUCCAAUGUUCUCAACUAUUGAAAUCUCCCUUA